GGAUAAUGGACGGUUCUAGACUGAUUGCAUGUAGUUGAAUCCACUUCUACGAAUAGUUUACCGCAGUACUACCGUGAUACUUCGAUUUACGAUUGACUACGGAGUACUGCGAAAUGGUCAUGUACUAGUGAACAGUCCCACUAACUACUGUACCAAUGAGGAAACGUUUUACCUCGCAGAUUUGUUAUCCUUAGCUUUGAAUACCUGCAUUACUCUCUAAACUUCAGCCCAACCCGUAACCCGUCUACCUUGGUAACGGGGUACUUCGCUGCGAAUAUCUUUCUUUCUUGCUUCUUCACCACUUUUCGUCUCUUUCAUUUGUUGAGAAGGAGGGGAUAAGCUACCCAUAGCCAAGACGAACGAGAUGUCAGAAGCCACUCCCUCCCCCGCACAAGGCGUUGGCCCCAUCUACAGGCCCGAUGGCGAAAAGCCCACAGCGACAGUAUCUAAAGACAUAUCAUACGAGAAUGUCCACGUUUUACCUCAGUCCCCUCAGCUGAUCGCUCUUUUGACCAUGAUCAGAGAUAGAAGGACUAGCCGUGCCGAUUUCAUCUUCUACUCAAACAGGAUCAUACGCCUCCUGGUGGAGGAGGGGCUCAAUCACCUGCCAGUGGUUGAACAAUCGGUCACGACACCUGUAGGUCGCGUCUAUCUCGGAGUCCGGUUCGAAGGGAAAAUAUGCGGUGUUUCCAUCAUGAGAGCAGGGGAGGCGAUGGAGCAGGGUUUGAGAGAUUGUUGUCGUUCUGUCCGAAUCGGUAAAAUCCUUAUACAGAGGGACGAGGAAACUUGCAAGCCAAAACUGUUCUAUGAAAAGCUCCCUGGUGACAUCGCAAAUCGAUGGGUGCUCCUUCUUGAUCCUAUGUUUGCCACAGGGGGCUCUGCGACACUUGCCGUUGAGGUCUUGAAAGCGAAGGGGGUCCCUGAGGACCGCAUUCUGUUUCUUAACCUUAUUGCAAGCCCUUCAGGCGUUGCAGAUUUUGCUGAACGCUUUCCCAAACUCAGGGUAGUGACUGCUUUCAUAGAUCAAGGCCUAGAUGACAAAAAAUACAUCAUACCAGGGCUUGGUGACUUCGGCGACCGUUAUUACACGCUGUAGCCAUACCAACGAAGAUUGUGGCUUUAUAAAUCGUUACGAUAUACAUACAUACAUAUGUAUGAAUAAAGUACACUUUUACAGCUUAACGAUGUCGCAGCUGGAUUCCAUUCACAGUAUUAGGGUAUAGUAUCUUCCACUAAGAAGUGUGCCGCAAGUUCAAUGUUACUUCAUUUGGUACGCUGCGGGAUCCUCUAAGUUCAGAGUCAGUAUUCAUCGGCAUAUGUAUCGUUCCGAUCCGCUUCCUCGAACCCAACAUCUCGAGCGCUGGGGGAAGUAGCGAAAUCAUUCGAAGGUCUGACACGAGGAUCACUAUCCUCGUACUUGGUAGCAGUAUCCUUGGCAACCGCGUCACAGGCAUCCACCCAGUCCGAGUAUACAUCAACAGCAGCGGAGAGAU
Messenger RNA from Aspergillus vadensis CBS 113365, 1493 nucleotides. Its product is annotated as uracil phosphoribosyltransferase. The transcript is spliced from 4 exons. Lineage: Eukaryota; Fungi; Ascomycota; Eurotiomycetes; Eurotiales; Aspergillaceae. The record is from RefSeq and is a predicted model, not a curated record. The coding region runs from base 365 to 1096 and encodes 243 amino acids.